This is a messenger RNA of Patella vulgata (common limpet), 2561 nucleotides long. Its product is annotated as vacuolar protein sorting-associated protein 37B. Gene Ontology annotation, cellular component: ESCRT I complex. The record is from RefSeq and is a predicted model, not a curated record. The coding region runs from base 200 to 907 and encodes 235 amino acids. The transcript has 5 exons. Lineage: Eukaryota; Metazoa; Mollusca; Gastropoda; Patellidae. Gene Ontology annotation, biological process: protein targeting to vacuole; protein targeting to membrane; ubiquitin-dependent protein catabolic process via the multivesicular body sorting pathway.
UUCCCCUGGUGUCACAAGAGGACACUGUCAAUGAGGAAAUGAGAAAUUUGUUGUUUAUUUUUGAUUUUGAUGUAAUUUUGUAAUGACAUUCCGAAAACGACACUGAGUCAUACGAAGGGGAACGUAUUGGUGAGCAGAAAAGUAAAAAGAAUUUCUAGAAAUAGCAAUUCAACUUGACUGUAGUAACAAUAACACCAAGAUGUAUACAAACAAUUAUGGCAUGGGGUAUGGUGGGCAAGCUGGUAGUGGUUCUUCUGGUCUUCAAAUGGACGAGGCAGAAGCAGUAGCUUCUAUUCAGAAUUUAAGUAUGACUGAAUUACAGCUUAUAUUGGAAACUGAUGGAAAAUUAGAUGAUAUCGUUAAUAAAUUAAAACAGGUUGACAAUAUUACUACUCAACGAGAGAUAUUGUUGGCUAGUAAUAAAAGUUUAGCAGAUUAUAAUCUUUCACUACAACCGCAAUUUGAAGCAUUAAAACGCCAAGUAGCAACGGGCUAUGAACAACUGAAUUCUUUAAAGACAGAAUUAGCACAAGAUAUUGCUAAAUUAGAUGUCCAUACUGGUCAACAGUCCAUGGAUACACUACUAGCUGUUUUACAAACCGAAGCAGCUAAAUCAGAAGAAUUAACAGAGGAUCUUGCCUCUGACUUUUGUUCAGAAAAAUGUGAUGUAAAUGAAUUUUUGACUCAGUAUAUAAAAUUGAGAAGUGAGGCACACACGAAGAGGAUAAAAGCAGAGAAAAUGGCAGAAAUAAUUCGAAACCCAUCAUCUAUCAGUGAAAAUAAUUAUUCGAGCAACACACCAGUUUCAAAUUAUGGGAGGUCGUCAUUCUCCGGUGGUUCUGCCCCCUAUCCUGUAUCUAACUCUAUGGGUAUGCCUCAACCCUCCCAACCUUAUAGACGUUAUUAAAAGUGUAUAAAACUUCUACUUCUCUUUUUGGCUUUCUGUGCUGGAUAAAAUACUGACCGCGCCAAGUAAGACAUGGACCAUCUGGUUUUCCAAACAAGAAAUACAAUUUGAGGAAAUUUUUCAUCAAGAAAUAUAACUUUAUUGUCUCCAAGAUCUAAGAGUGAUGCUACCAGUUUUUGGAAUAUUGUUCCUGCACUGAAUAUAUUUGAAAAUAGAAAUUAAACAGAUACAAGGUAUUAAAAAGAAAUUAAAGAUGCAUUAUGUAAGCUCUUGCUAUAAUAGUUUACUGAUAGUUAAUCCGAAAUAAAUAUAUUGAAGUUAUGAAUGUUUAAAGUUUUGACAAGGCUAGCAUAGUCUCUGUUGUCAUUGCUGUGAUAAGAGUGUUGAUUAUGGGCUUGUAAUGUCUAAAUGAUAAUUUAAAUAACAUUUCAAGUUAGAAAAAAGACCCGCAAUAGGCAGAUUUUACCAUUACAUAAUGCAUCUUUGAUGCUAAAUUAGUUAUCUGCGUAAAUAAGGUAAAUAUCGAGGUAAAAUUGUAGCACCUUGAUUUACAAAUACCUCAUAAUGUUCUUUACUUUGAUAUAUAUUGAACAAUACUAUUAUUAAUGUGAGUUCCACUAAUAAUCAUUUUGUCCAUUAAGUGUUAGAUUGGAAUGUAGCUAACAGAAUCAUUUUAUAAACCAAACACAACUUAAUAAUUUUUUUUAUUAGACCUUCUGUUUUAUGUUAUGACAUAAUUUUUUUGGGUAUGGUAUGAAUAACUGAAUUGAUAAUGAUGUACAAAUUCGCUCAAAUUUGUAAAGAUAUGAUUUACUGCAGGCUUAAUAGACAAACAAUAAAGAUAAAGUUUGUCUCUUUAACUCUUAAUUGUGUGUGAUUCUUAUGAUUUGGGCAAAUUUUUUUUUAACUUUGUAAGGUAUGUGACUCAGUUAUGCUUGUUUCUAACACAUUUGGUCAUCAUGAAUUUUUGUAUAAUUUUGCAGUCUUUAUCAAUGUCCGUUAUAUUUUGUAAAAGUUUUAUGUGUAGUUUUGCUACAAUAUGCCACACCAUGGUUAUAAAUACCAAUCUCUACUUUGACUCACUAAAUGCAUCAGACAGAAAUUCUUUACACUGAAUAUUUGAAAACUGCACUUUCAUGUUUUUUUAGUAUAUUAAUUUCACAUGAUCUACAUCUUAUUUAUUUAUCUUGGUAGUUCACAAUAUCUUGAUAGUUCCAUUUUACUACCUAUUUAAUCAGAAAUUAGAUCAAAAAGGUGAUUCCUUUCGUCUUUAAAACUUUUGUUAUAGCAUGUUGGGGCUUUAAUAUUAGUCUGGUUUUAAACACAUCAUGCAUGGGUAAAUAUCUUUUAAAUUUUCCCGUAUUUACAAUGGAUUUGUUAUUUACUCUUAAUAUAAGUGACAGUUGUUAAAGAAUCACUAUUUUUAUAGGGAAAAAUCAGUCAAUUAAUUUAAUGAUUUUAAUUCUUUCUUUUUUUUUCUUAUUCUUUUUUUUUCCAUGUAAACAAAAUUUACACAGUGCUAAUUUUAUAUUCAGAAGAUGUAUAAAUGGAGUCUUGAAACCUGUAUUUUCUUUUUCUUUUAUCUCAUGUAUUUUGUCAGGACUCUGUUGUGUAAUAUAUAUGUAAAGAUAUGUAAAUAAAUAGAUAACACACA